AUGAACCCCGAUGCGAGUUUGAUUACUGCGCUCGUAGAGCGGUGGCGACCCGAGACGUCGACCUUCCAUCUACCGUGUGGUGAGAUCACGAUCACGUUAGAGGACGUUGUUACACUGUCCGGUCUGGCGAUCGACGAUGAUGCCGUCGUAGUUGAUAUACCGGAUGAGGAGUGGUCCGCGAUCUGUUUGAGACUGUUAGGACGGGUUUCGGUUGAUCUUGUAGGCGGUGUCGAUGUUGUUAGGAUUGUUUGGCUGAGGGUUGAAUUUAGUCAUCUGCCGGAAAAUGCAUCACACGAGGUUAUAGAGCAGUUUGCACGAGCUUAUGCUCUAUCUCUGAUUGGAGGUGUACUUUUCCCGGAUCGGUCUGGAUCUACGGUGCACCUACAGUACCUACUUCUGAUUGAGGAUUGGCAGAGAGCUGGACGGUUCGCCUGGGGAGCUGCUGUUUUAUCCUACCUGUACCGUGAGAUGGGUAGGUCGACUUUGCACAUUAUGCAUACUGGCACUUCUCUAAGCGGUGACCUUGGUGGAUGGAUCGCCCUACUGCAGUUCUGGGCGUGGGAGCGAUUCCCACAUCUGGCACCUCGAGAUUCAGAGACCGCGUGCUCCGGCAGUUUGGCAUGA
Messenger RNA from Linum tenue, 624 nucleotides. Lineage: Eukaryota; Viridiplantae; Streptophyta; Magnoliopsida; Malpighiales; Linaceae. The record is from the annotation of a GenBank genome assembly.